GGGGAUGGUGUUCGCGGUCACAUCUAGCGGAUGUGUGGGUGGGAGCAUGAUGCAGACACUCCACCUCAAGUCAGUAUUACGCAGACUUUGUCUCCAAAAGUGCAACACAACAGCUCCCACAGGAGGGAAAUUUGGCUUCAUUUUUGUACAAUAGGAGGAAGUGCACCCAGGUUAUCCAUCUUUUCUACAGUGACUGCUCUAAAUCCUAAAAUCUCACUUGCAUGUGGGAAGAGUUAGUGAGAGGCAAACGUAGCAUCAGCUGUUACUGAUCUCACUAAAUGUAAAGAGCAGCGUCUGGUAGGAUUUAAAGGAGCCAGCUGCAUCUACACAACCCAAACAGAGCUCAGAAGGUGGCUCAGAUGAAAACAUGAGCAGAAACACAGAGAAGGCACUAAAAGAAGUAGACACUCAGAACAGGUCAUGUCAAAUAAAAACCGAGACUUUACCGAGACUGCUUGACAGACUUCACCUUCAAGACAAACUUCAACAAAAGUUGUCACCAGAAGAUUUUCUUCAAAUAGGUCCACCUGUGAAACAGCACCAUGUAGAAUCUGAGAAAGAUCUAGCUUGCUCUUUUCUCCAAAGGCUGAUAAUAUUAGACUACAGGGCCAGAUAUACUUGUGUAAGAUCAAGCUGUCAGAUCAAGGAGUCGUUCAAUGCUUCCUGCAGUGACUGGGAAGUUUUUGUGAGCAGUAGUGUGGACACGCAGAAGAAAGAGCAGACUUCUGUGCAUCCAAUGGACGUUCAGAUGGCAGUAUUUCACUGCUCAGACAGCUUCCUUAAACAAAUGAUGAUUACAAAGCUCUCCCAGUGUCAGUAUGCCUUACCUUUACUUGUUCCUGACCCAGUUACAAAGGAGAUUCAGUUUCCUCUGUGGACUUUCAGAGAAAUAACAAAGACUUGGAGGGUAAAUCAAAUCAAAGAUAACCCAAACCUUGUCACCAUGAAGAGUGUUCCAGUCUACAAAGCUGAAACACCCUUGGUGUCAUUUUUCCGCCUGGGUUCUUUGUCAGUGUCUAAAUCUCAGCUGAUGAACACUUUGAUCAACAACCGUCACGACACCUUCUUCCACAGAAACUCCUCAGGAAGCACCAAGUCUUGCUAUCUGAUGGAUGGUGUGGCAGAGAUUGCCUGGUACUGCCCUGCUGGAAAACCCAAUGAUGCCUUCAAUGACUGUAUUGCCUUUUGUAAUCUCCAUGGUGAUGCUCUGUUGAUUGAAAAACAGCGUGACAUACUGAUUCAAAAAUCCUCCAUCAAUAUUUUUCUUGUGGCAUCUCUGCAAAGCAAUGAAGAAAGUCGAUCACUUGCAUCAUCUCUUUUUAAAUCUCAUAAGCCUCUUAUUUGUCUCACUGUUGAUGGCAGCUGUGAUGCUGUUAAGACAAAAAAGGGAAAAUACAUAAUGGGGCUCAAAGACAAAAGCCACUCAGAUGUAUCUGAACAGCUGAAAAGGAUCAUUAGAGAAGUUUUGUCUUCCCUUGAUUGUCCCAUCUUGAAACCAUCCUUCCAGCUUGAAACCAUGGCUGAGCUCUCUGGAAUCAGAGUGGAUGAAACUGACCCAGCCUGUCAAAGAGGAAAAUCUGCUGCUAUGGAAAUAAUAAAUCUGCUUACAAAGGAUAACAUGGAUGUCUCAAAGCUCAAAGAUUAAUUUCUCCCUUUUCAAGGCCAACUGUGGCAUCAGUGGAGCAAAAUACACAGAGAACUGUUUCAUCUCAGAGGAGACGCUGAAAAGGAGAAAAGUAAAAAGCAACAAGAACUGAUGAACAUACGUCAGAAACAAUGUGCUGCUUCCUGCAGUAAACUGAUGCAGUUGUUCACUGGAAGUCUCUCAUCAUUGCCGCCAACAGUCAGAGAGUAUUUCCUAAAAUGGACUCAGAUCUUCAUAGAUGCCCUCUCCACAGAUGAUGUUUCUUCAAUUCUCCAAAGUUAUGAUAAAAAAUGGUCUGAGGUCUUGGCUUUGAAGAACAAACGGGACAAAUCAGAUCUGUUAUUAAGAAAACAAACUGAACUUGAAUACAUAUCAAAGAAACUUCAGUCUGUAACUUUUGGUUUGGAGCACAUCUUCAGAGAAAUGGGACAGAUCUAUGAAGCCCAUAAAACAACACACAGAGAGAGCAGACACACUGACUGGUCUAAAUACCCUGAGCUGGCUGCACAGCUGAUGAUAUCAGGACACCCGAUGGAGCUGAUGGAUGGUGAUGCAGGUCAUGUGCCUUUAACAUGGAUCUCCAGUCUUUUAGAAGAAGUCAUCAACAAACUGGGGGACCAGAGAGUUUUUGUGUUGUCAGUUUUGGGCCUACAAAGCAGUGGAAAAUCAACAAUGCUGAACACCAUGUUUGGGCUGCAGUUUGCAGUGAGUGCAGGCAGGUGCACCAAAGGUGCCUUCAUGCAGCUGCUCAAAGUAUCAGAGGAGAUGAAGAAAGACUUGAAGUUUGACUAUGUUCUAGUGGUGGACACUGAAGGACUGCGUGCUCUUGAGUUAGGAGGUAGCAUUCUUCAUCAUGACAAUGAACUGGCAACACUUGUUGUUGGUCUGGGGAACCUGACACUGAUCAACAUCUUUGGAGAGAAUGAGAUCCAGGACAUUCUGCAGAUUGUUGUUCAGGCUUUCAUGAGGAUGGAGGAAGUUCAACUUUCUCCCAGUUGUGUGUUUGUUCACCAGAAUGUCACAGAUGUUGCAGGAGCAGAGAAAAACAUGGAUGGAAAGAGACGCCUGCAGGAAAAACUGGACCAGAUGGCCAAACUAGCAGCCAAAGAGGAAGUUUAUGAUGCAGAGCGCUUCAGUGAUGUCAUUGAAUUUGAUGUUCAGAAAGAUGUGAAAUACUGUGCCCAGCUGUGGGAGGGCAGUCCACCCAUGGCUCCUCCAAAUCCAGGUUACAGUGAGAGCAUCCAGGAAGUGAAGAACACCAUCCUCUCUAAAGCUUCAAAGUCUGCUGGGAUCACUCUCUCACAGUUCAAAUCAAACAUCCAGGACCUGUGGACUGCACUGCUGACUGAAAGUUUUGUUUUCAGUUUUAAAAACACACUUGAAAUUUCAGUGUACGGAAAACUGGAAGUCCAGUAUGGGAACUGGACCUGGAGCCUGAGGAGCAUCAUGUUGACCAUUGAAAACCAACUUCAUAACAGAAUUGAAAAUGGAAAACUUCAUGAGGUUGAACAAACCUAUCUUUUUAAAGAAACAAGUAAAACAUAUGAAGAAGUCAGAAAAGAAAUGACAAAGUACUUUGAGGAUGACAAAGACAGAGAGAUCUUGGCUCAGUGGAGAGGCCGAUUUGAAAUAGACAUUGAGGAAUUUCUUAAUAAUCAAGUGAAAAUGGUGAAAAUAAAACUGGACGGAGUUAUCCAGCAGAAGAAAGCUUGUAAAAAACUGGAUGAGAAGAAAUCAGAGUUUGAGAACAAACUUCUGCAAAAGAGCAAAGAGCUCGCUCAUAAACUGAAGGAUAAGGCCAAAGAUGAAGAAGAGCUUCAAAGACAGUUCAGGUCUGUUUGGAGCGGCUGGGUUGCUGAAUUAACAGCACGUAUAAAACCUGUUGAAGACAUCAAUUUGGAAAAAGAUCAGUUAAUGAUCCUUCAAGAACUUGGUUUUGAGCCAACUCUUAUAGAUGAAUGCAAAAGAAGUGGUAGAUACAAAAAAAUAUAUGAUGUUGGUGAUUAUUCAGUUUAUGUGAUAAGUAAUCAUCGGGUGACUAGUUUUUUUCAAAAACAUAUUUCAAGUGGUUUCUUCCAUGAACAACAUCAGAUCAGAUCGCUCAUUGACCAAGCUGAAAACGAGUCACUUAGUGCAAUCAAAAACAAACCUGUAGCUGCAAGAGGCUACACGCCAGCAUAUUUGCAUGAAAUGGCCAAUCAUGUCAGAGAAAAAGUUCAGAAAUUUCUGUCAGAGAGGAAAUACACUUUAAACAAGGAGUUUAAAGUUGAUCUCUUGCUCUAUGUGUUCUACAAGGCAGAAAGUUGGAUUCAAGAGUCACACAAGAAAUUUAAAAUGAACAAUGAUCCAAUCACUUAUUUGGAAAGCAAGAAAACACAGUUUUACACAGUUUUUAAAAGCUUUUGUAAAGAGAACUCUUCUGCUGUUGUGCUUGGAUAACUGAUCUGUGAAAAGCUGAAAGCUUCCACUCUUGAGGCUGUCUGUAACAAGACUGCCAUUGAUCUUGCUGGAAGGAUGAGGUGUAAUUUCCCAGCAUUCAAUGGGAACAGACUGAACUUGGAGAAACAUUUGUUGAGGUCACUCGCUAAGAAAGAAAACUUUGAUGAUUUCAUCACAUACAUCACAAAUCCAAGGAAACAAACAGAAGCUUUCAUUAAAGCAGAAGUACAAAAAUACAUCUACAUGAGUCACAAAGACAAAGCUGUGAAUACACUCAAGAAAAAUGUUAAUGACAUUGAAACAACUGUGAGUCAGGCUUUAUUUAUGGCAAUACAAAAGGUCCAAAAUCAGAGAGGAAACACAGAUAUGUGGCUGAAUGAAUUUUCUAACAUCCUAAAGGAUGAGCUGACAUUUGACAACAUUUGUCCUGAAAACUUCAGUGACAUAAAAGAUUUUCACUUUCUCAAGGAAGAGAUAGAAAAAGGAUUUACAUCCAUCACUGAGAAGAUGAGCAGCCUCUCCCUGGAUAAGAUGAAGGAAUCCAGGCAGAAGCCUGAAGAAAUCCUCAUUGAUCAGCUGUGUAACUGCUGCUGGGUAAAGUGUCCAUUCUGUGAAGCUGUUUGUACGAACACCAUGAAAGAUCACAGUCCUGAUGGCCACAGCACUCCUUUUCAUCGAGCUGAUGGGAUAAAUGGAUAUCCCUAUAGACAAACUAAAGACCUCAGCAUCAUUUUCUGCACAACACUUGUUACAAGUGAAGAAGCUUUUUACCUUAGCUCUGAUUCAGAGGAAGCCAUUCCCUACAAACAGUACAAAACUGCUGGUCCGCCGUAUGAUACCUGGAGCAUCACUCCUGAUGGGUCUAAACUGGCAUAUUGGAAAUGGUUUGUAUGUCAGUAUCAAAAGCAACUGGAAGAGCACUAUGGGAAAAAGUUCAUGGGCAGCGGAGAGAUUCCAGAUCAAUGGAAAAAAAUAACUAAAAAUGAAGCCAUUAAAAGUCUGGAUGAAAUAUUUUAAUGAGCCAAAGAAACUGCAAAUAUGCUGAAAAUUAUGAUACUUGUUUUCACCUAAUAACUCGUGAAUCCAGCGUAUUAACAUAAAGAAGAUGUUAUGAGUGACUAUAAGUUAAUUCACAAAAAAUACAAAAGUCACAUUCUCAAUGUUUUGUCCUUCUAGGCUUUCAGAGUGUUUUCCAGAUAAAUACAUUUGUAACCUAAUUUAGUUAAUUGGGAUAUCAUUCACCUGUUUAUAACAAAGAUUUUUUGUUUAUCAAAUAGUCAAAAAAUGUAAGGAAACUAAAUCUAAAAACUGCUGUCAAACAAGUUAACCAAGUCAAUGUGCUAAAUAUAUAUAGACAAAGAUUGCAUUGAAGAAAUGCAGAGAUUACCACCAAACUCCCAUUUUGAUCCAGGAAAAUUUCAUUAUUAAUUUCAUUAUUCAUUUCAUUAUUUUGCUUUUUUUAUAUUUCUAAUGCUUGAUUUUUCAGGUAAAAUUCUCAGAAUUAUAUUUGUUAAAUCUUUCUUCUCAUCUUCUAAAAUAUGUACAUUACAUUGCACUGUGUUAAUCUGUAGAUCUUUCAGAAAAAUUCAUUCAAUGAUUAAAUCUUUUUCCAUGUCCUGUUUUUAAAUGUAUUUAAUGACAAGUGUUAACACUUAUUGAUCAUUAAUUUCAAACAUUGCAUCUGAAACCAGAACAAAAACAUUGUCUUUUGUAAUUUAGUGGCAAAAUUUUCAAUUUGAUUGUAGAUUCAAUGUUUAAGUUAAAGUUUAUUCUCAAAGAUAUAUGAUUUGUUUCAUUGUGUACAACAUUGAAUGCAGAAUAGUCCAUCUAAUUGUCAUAAUCUUAUAUUUCAUAAAUUGCACUGACAUGGAGCAGCCACAAAUUCAUCAACAACUGAUAAAAAAACAGAUGAAACAAACCUGACAGCUCUCUGUCAAACUAAGUCAACUGGCUGUUUGUGUGAUCAGAUUUGUAAAUUUGCAAAUAAGUUUCAGUUACUUUCUUUUCAUGUGUGACUUUUGGUACACUUCUGUCACGGUGGAUCAGCAAAUGUGUGAGGAGAGUUAUUUGUAAAUAAGUUAAGUCAGUGCAUUAGGCCUGAGCUCAGGCUCACAAACUCAGGCAUUCUCUCAGGCUGUACUUCCCACUAGAUGGCGUAGUACUCAGCAAUUUAGGUGCAAAAUUGGUAGCAGUGGUUGUGCUGAUACAAGGCCGACUCAGUUUUUACAGACUACAAUGAAUUUAUCAUGUGCUUGCAGUAAGUUUGUGCUAAUGGGGUUUUUUAGUGGCUGUCACAAGUAAUUCAUAUUGGAGCUGCAUUAACUGAAACAGUUAACUAAAAAACUGAGUGUCUCACAGGAUCUGAUCUCUAACUAGAAGCCAGAGAGAUGUGCUUUAAACUCACUGUUUAACCUUAACACAAUGUAUUCAAAAUCACUUUGAGCACAAAUGGCCGGCUGUAAAAUAUUGAAAUAUGGUUGCAGUGAAAAUGUCAAAUUACUUGCUUUGUUACAUCACAUUGUGAAACGUGAAUAAGCAGUUUAACUGUGUACAGAUCCCAGGAGCAGCCUGCACAGCACAGGCUGGACCCUUUAAUAUGCUAGAGGCAGCUCACUGGAAGGUCGGUGAUUCCUCUGUGACCUUCUCAUCUUGACCCUUUGAAACUUCUGCCCUGAUCCCAAACAUCCACAAACUAAAACCUGUUGUGAUGGACCGAGCAGUGAAAGAAACUUAGGGACAGGUUAAAGUCCAAAAAAAUUAUUUUUUAUUUAACCCAAAAAACAUAAUUGGUUAAAUCAUGCAAAAAGAAUCAAAAUCUUGGGCCCAUAAAAGAGGUCAAAAUAACAGAACUCUACUCAAAGUUAACAACACUACUGAUAACUCAAACAACCUGACCUAACUUAACGAGACAAAGGGGAAACUUAAAUAGUGGCUGAUCAGCCCACAAAAAACACAAGAAGGGGUAAAACACACAAAGCCUAACUAAACCAAACAUAAUGAACUCCAAUUCCCUCCCCCCCCCAUGGUCCCGAGUUAUGGAAUGAACCAAUUAGCAGUCUUCCAUCAAAGCUCGCUCCGCCCCUUUUCCACCUCUUGGCUCCUCAAUCAAGGGACUGGAGCAGCUGCAACUAAGGUAACUCAGAAAACAAAAGAUUAAUCAUACAUAACAGUGUAAACUAAAAUGUGCGCACUUAUUUUAGAAUGCAGUGUUAUGUGGAUAUGUGAAUUAACUCUAAACCGAAACCAGUUAUUUAUUGUCCUGUAAAUUAAUUCCUAUAUUUAAAGAAAGACAAAUGUGAAUGCAAUGUUACUUAUAAGCCUCUACACUAACAUGGUGGGUAUUACCACUGUGUGGCUGUAAGUGCAGCCAUCACACCUGUGCACAUUUUGCUUCUUUUACAGGAACGCAGUACUGACACAUUAAUAAAUAAUGUAAACACACUGACCACAAAAAGGGGGAAAAUUAAGUGAAGUAAGAGAAUUAAAAGGGGAAAAAACCACAUGAGACCAGCAUAUGGAUGAUAUUGUAUGAGCUGAUUAUGUUUAUUUAAUUAGUUGUAAGGAUUUACAUCCAUCACUGAGCAGAUGAGCAUCCUUUCCCUGGAUAAGCUGAAGGAAUCCAGGCAGAAGCCUGAAGAAAUCCUCAUUGAUCAGCUGUGUAACUGCUGCUGGGUGGCGUGUCCAUUCUGUGCAGCUGUUUGUACCAAGUACAGUUUGUAAAGGGAUGGCGGCAUAGACACACAGUGGAGCUCAGCGUCAUUUUCUGCACAACAAAUGUUCCAAGUGAUUGCACGUUUUGCCCUAAGUAUGAUUCAGAGGAAGCCAUUGCCUAUAAAUGGUACAAAAUUGCUGGUCCACCGUAUGAUACCUGGAGAAUCACCCCUGAUGGGUCUGAACUGGCAUAUUGGAAAUGGUUUGUUUGUCCAUUUAAAAUAGAACUGAAACACCACUAUGGGUUAAAAUGCCAGGGCAGUGGAGCGAUUCCAGUUCAUUGGAAAACAAUAUCUAAAUAAGAAGCCAUUAAAAGUCUGGACGAAAUGAUCAAAGAAACUCCAAAUGUCCUGAAAGAGUGAUAACUUGUUUUCACCUAAUAACACAUGAAUCCAGCUGUGACAGUCUGAUUUUGUCUAAGUGAGAAAAAGGGAAAUCUGUAAAUUAUUAACAUGAAGAAGAUGAUAUGAGUGACUUUAAGUCAACUCACAAAAAAUAAAAAGCCAAAGGGAAAAACAAAAGUCACAUUCCCACUCUCAAUUUUCUGGAUGAGUAAAUUUUUAACCUAAUUUUGUUUAUUGGGAUAUUGUUUGCCUUUUUAUAACAAACAUUUUCUUAAUCGAAUAGUCAACAAUGGGAGGAAACAAAAUGCAAAAAAACUGCUGUCAAACAAGUUAACCAUCUUGAUGUUGUAUAUGUACAUGGACCAAUCUUGCAUGAAAGACAUGCAUGUUAACCAAAAAAGGCCCAUUUUGAUUCAGGAAAAGUUAAUUUAAUAAUUCAUAAUUGUAAACACAUAAUUCUAAUGUUUGAGGUUUGCGGUAAAAUUCUCAGAAUUCAACUUGUUUUAUCUUCUUUUCUUCUAAAAUUUGUACAUUACAUUUGACCAUGUUAAAGAUCUUUCUUUACCUUGAAUCUGUUUCAUGCCCUGCUUUUAAGAUGCAUAUAUUUUUAAUCUGAUCAUUUUUAAGUUCUGAAAAUAUACAGUUUAUCACCUCCAUGUAGUUGUAUUCAAGUUUUCUAAUUGUAAUCCAUUUUCAGAGGAGAACACAAAUAAAUCCAUUAUAUUAGUGCAUCAACAUUCUUAUGUUUUCUUAAAAAUAAUUUAUUAGAUGUGUUUCAUUAAUUAUGCAACACUUUUCAAACAUUGCAUCUGAAACCACAAAAAACAAAAUUAUUGGUGUAAUUUUUUAAUUUGAUUUUAUUCAGUGUUUAUGUUAAAGAGUAUUCUUAUUAAUAUAUGAUUUGAGAUCUGUUUGACUGUCUUUG
Oreochromis aureus is the source of this 9064-nucleotide messenger RNA. RefSeq names its product interferon-induced very large GTPase 1-like. Gene Ontology annotation, molecular function: GTP binding. The transcript has 3 exons. The record is from RefSeq and is a predicted model, not a curated record. The coding region runs from base 1757 to 4084 and encodes 775 amino acids. NCBI's taxonomy places the organism in Eukaryota, Metazoa, Chordata, Actinopteri, Cichliformes, Cichlidae.